GAAUGCUAUGGCAGUAUUUCAAGUACUUUGAUAUUCAAUUUCAAUCACAAGUCCAGCAUCUGUAGCAGAUCUGGUUGCAAUUCAUGAAAGUUUAAUGCACAUUACAGGAAAUACUGAUAUGAUACAGAUGCUCUUGGCCAAACCACGGUUGUUACUCAAAAUAUGAAAGAAACCUCUGAGGAAAAAUAAAUCCUUCAUUACAAAUUCUAGAGUAAGUUAUUUGAAAAAAAAAAAUUCAAAUUUCCUAUAACUUCAUCGCAUUUUCUAGAAUGUUUGAGAAGACGGCAUUUGACAGUUUGAUGGCAAUGAUCCUUUCAAACAAUUGCCCCAUGUGCUCCAUGGUAACCACGUCGCAGAGCUCCUGCAGAAAACACGUUGCCAUGGGUAUGUGCUUGGUGUACUCAGUUAUAAAUAAGCUGCAGGUGUGCAAACAACUCCUAGCAUUUUGUCGUUGCUUUCUUCCUGUGCAGAUUAUGUUUGUAGAAGCUACCGAUGGCCGAACCAGUGCGUAGAGAAUUAAGGAUUUCUCAUCCUCCGCUGGAGCCCAUCGUUCGUGAUGGCAAAAUCCGUGAGCAAAUCGAGCUGGAAAGCAAGGGCCGCCGAGAGUAUCGGAAAAAGUGGGGCUACAUCACGCAACCGGCCACGACCGAGUUCUACGACCUGAAGCGCAACAAUCAGAAGCUGCGCGAGAUACAGCAGGCCCGCAACCAGAACGUUAGCCUGCGCGAAUACGAUGGCCACGGGGAGUCGUUUUUCGUCUCGAAGCAGAUGUUCAAAACGCUGCUCGAUACGUGCCGGUGUGGCCGGAAGCGUACCAACACCCACGCGCUCAAGUGUUUGCAAAAGCCGAAAAACACGUACGAAAAGACGGACGACGAGGAGGAGGACGAGGAGCUGGAGAAGCAGCGCAAGCAGCAGCAGCAGCAGCGUGAAGGGCGCAGAGCGAAGAACGGUUCCGGUGGAAGUGGCCGCGAGGGAGAGGAGGAUGUGGAAACCGUCAGCAGCUACAUACCGAAGGUGCCAACGUUGAGCUCAGGUAUGUACGGUUGGCCCCAAAACCGUUUUGUAGCGAUGGAAAAAACGACUUACUAUGUAUCACCACGCUACACCAUGCCCGGACACCCGAUCGUCGACAGCCAUCCGUACAAUAACAUCAUUCUUGGGUAGAUUACUCUUAACCAUCCUAGCCACCGCGCACACACACAAGCACAUAAUAAAAUCGUUCAACACACA
Molecule: messenger RNA, 1233 nt
Organism: Anopheles coluzzii
Lineage: Eukaryota; Metazoa; Arthropoda; Insecta; Diptera; Culicidae
Exons: 3
Coding region: 493-1167 (224 amino acids)
Source: RefSeq, a predicted model, not a curated record